Polyodon spathula (Mississippi paddlefish) is the source of this 4219-nucleotide messenger RNA. Its product is annotated as homeobox protein SIX4-like. The record is from RefSeq and is a predicted model, not a curated record. Gene Ontology annotation, molecular function: DNA-binding transcription factor activity, RNA polymerase II-specific; RNA polymerase II cis-regulatory region sequence-specific DNA binding. Gene Ontology annotation, biological process: regulation of transcription by RNA polymerase II. Gene Ontology annotation, cellular component: transcription regulator complex; nucleus. NCBI's taxonomy places the organism in Eukaryota, Metazoa, Chordata, Actinopteri, Acipenseriformes, Polyodontidae. Bases 122 to 2368 code for a protein of 748 amino acids. The transcript is spliced from 3 exons.
AGAAGGGGAGAGAGCUAUCCGUUUACAGAAACAUCUGAUAGUUUGUGUAUGGCGAACGGAAACCUGAUCGGCUAAAGCCUGCCGAACCCAGGAGGAGUGACUAACAGGAAGCAUACAAAAAAUGUCUUCUUCCUCAAGCGAAGUCAUAUGUGCAAAUGAGAUUAAGAAAGAGAGGACGGGAGACUCGCAGGAGACCACGAAACUGCUAGAACUGGAUUCUAUAGCCCUGUCUAUGGAGCAUGCAAUUUCAACUGCAGACCAGCUCCAGAACGAACUUUUGGUGAGUGCUGCUUCUGCCCUGUCUUUUUCCCCAGAACAAGUGGCUUGUGUCUGUGAGGCUUUGCAGCAAGGUGGUAACGUGGACCGCUUAGCCAGGUUUUUGUGGUCAUUGCCCCAAAGCGACCUACUACGUGGCAACGAAAGCAUCCUGAAAGCACAAGCUUUGGUGGCUUUCCAUCAGGGACAAUACCAGGAACUUUACAGCAUUUUGGAGAACCACAGUUUCACCCCCUCCAAUCACUCGUCCCUGCAGGACCUCUGGUACAAGGCUCGGUAUACAGAAGCCGAGAAGGCUCGGGGGAGACCUCUAGGAGCUGUGGACAAAUACAGGCUGAGGAGAAAAUACCCGCUUCCCCGGACCAUCUGGGACGGGGAGGAGACGGUGUACUGCUUCAAAGAGCGGUCCAGGAACGCGCUGAAGGAGCUUUAUAAGCACAACAGAUACCCUUCACCGGCCGAGAAAAGAAACCUGGCGAAAAUCACAGGGCUUUCAUUAACUCAGGUCAGCAACUGGUUUAAAAACAGGAGGCAGCGGGACAGAAAUCCGUCUGAAACGCAAUCCAAAAGUGAGUCUGAUGGCAAUCACAGCACCGAAGAUGAGUCGAGCAAAGGGCAUGAUGACCUCUCCCCUCGGCCCUUGUCCAACUCGUCGGAUGGGAUCAAUAACCACCACCACAGCAACAGCAUCUCCCUCACCAGCACUACAGAAGGUAUGGUCAUUCAACAGAUAGGGGAUCCAAAAACCUCUUCAGGUUCACCUGGCGCAGUGUUCAACAGGAACCUUGUGACGGCUAACACUCCUUCGGUGUUCCUUAAUGGGAGCUCCUACAUUCAGACGCCAAGUAACAUCCUCUUCAAUGGACUUAACGUGGGAGGAACCCAGGCCAUUGCCUUCAGCCCGCUGAGGAGCACCAGCAACAUUGUAAGCAAUGGAGAGAUCGUGCUGCACUCGUCUGAUGAGAAAGAUUUUAAGCUCCUCAAUGGACCUGUGACUAACUCUGCCAUGCCUUACAAUCUCAACACGCCGAGUGCCUCUUUCCCAGCAGCCAUUAAUGCCAGAGAUAUCAAAAUUGGAAGCUUACAGACCCUCGCUUCUCAAGAGGGAGGACCUGUAGUCACUUUUACAACAUGCAGUGGACCCCGUCAAGUCAACCAGUACAGCCUUGUUCAAAUCCCCUCAGCUGAAACCAGUGGGCAGAUGGUCAAUGGGAACCUUGGGCUUCCACCAUUACGAAUGCCUCCUGUCUCAACAGCGCCUUCCCAUGGUAACAUUUUAUUAAGCAGUGCUGCCACUGGUCAAGGGGAAUCCUUCUCCAAUGGGCCAUCCUCAACAGUGCAGCAGGGCAAACUAGUCCUCUCCCCUGUCCAGCCUCGCACUGUGCUGUACACGGUCCCAAACACGCUUCAGGGGGUGACCUCCAUCAAGCAGGAGCCUGCAGAUGGGGGGUUAAUGUUUUCUCAAUUGAUGCAAGUCGAUCAAAACAGCCAGCUAAAUGUGAAUGUGUCUUCAGAAAACCUUUCCGGGGCCGUUGCACAGACUGUGACCUCGUCUCUGGUCAAUGUAACAUUGAACCAGAAUUACUCUCUGGUGUCGCCAGCUGUCAUCGGCUCUUCAGACCCUUUGAACUCUCACGGCUCAGUGAGGCCCUCAGCAGUAGUGUCCAGCCAGCCUGUCUGUGUGGCAGCCAGUAACCCACCCAGCGGAGUGUCAGUGGGCAACGCCAGCUAUGCAACUCUUCAGAGCAGCCCUCUGAUCUCCACGGUAGCUCAAAGCACGCUGACCGUCUCAGAGUCCAAUCUGAUGCUGGCCGCAGACCGAGGGGAGGACUCCUGCAGAUCAGGGCAGCAUCUUUCUCAAGACUUGAGGAGUCCGCACGUCACAGUCCAGCAGCUGCUCCCCACACUGAAGGGCAACUUCCUUUCCAUUUCAGAGAACAAAUCGAGUGAGGAUUUCCUGACGCUCGACUCCAAGUCAAAGUGUGCAGUGAGUGAAAUGGUGAGAGUCAUCUGUGCAGAGAUGGAGACGGAAGAGAAACGGCUUGCAAAACUGCAAAAUGUCCAAAUGGAUGAAGACAUCAGUGAUAUCUAACUUUUACUAAGAGAGUAAAUAUGUAGCCUUAUAUUUUUACAAAGCUUUUAGACAACCCUGUGUAUUCAAUUCCGAAUUCUUAUAAUGCUGACGAUCUACAAAUCAAUUUGCAAUAUGGACAAAGUUUCAUGGUUCUACAGAGAAGGUAGCAUAUAUAUUAUAUCAGAUAUACUGUAAUCUGUAUUUCUAAAGGGAAACCUUUCUGUUUUAGAACCGGGGUGUUAAAAUAGGCUGUUUUUGUCAGCGGUUAUAGACUGUGUAUGUCUUUAUGAACCACUAUUAUUUGUAUUAUUUUUUUACUAUAAUUUAUCAUACAGGAAGAUAACGGCAAUUAUGCUUGUUGUAAUACCUUUUGUCAAGUAAAUUGCAGCCUUUCGGAAGGUAUUAAUGACUCCAGUGGUUUAAAGAUUCCAAGUUUGGACGAAUACGUUUUGUUCUUCACAGAAAAUAAUUGAUUGUAAAGUCAGCGGUAUUGUAUUUAGUCCAGUGUAUGUAUUUGCAUUUCAUGCAUCAUUUGAUAAUUCAACGGAUUACUGUACUGCCCAUUAAUUUAAUUCUCAUACUUUUAUAGAUUGGUUUUAAUGAGGCCGAGUAACAUAAACAACACUCGUAGCCCGUAAGCACAAAGGAGACCGACACAUGCUUUAACCAAAGGUUAAUUACUUAUCUGAAGAGGUAUCUGAAAGUUGUAGUGUCUCAAGCCCAUCAGGAAGUAAACAGUUCUGAAACCACAAAGUUAGGAGUCAGUGCCCUGUAGACAUCAAGUGUGAGAGGUGACCAAGCAAAGAAUCAAAGACACAAUAUGUAUGUAAUUAUUACAUAAAAAAAGAACUAGACGGAUAUAAUCUUCAUCUGAGCAAUACAUUCACAGUACGGUUGUCAUGGCUCCCAGUUCAGCUUGCAGGAGACCUGUGGUUCACCCAAUGGUUGACCUACCAUCCUUUGUUUGUAUUUUUCUUCAUACUUUGUCAAGAAGAAUGAUUUGUUAGAAUUAAAGGUGCCUUUUCUACUAGCAGUAAGCGUAAUCGUACCCAUCCAAAUGAGCUUCUCCACUUGCGCCUGGAUUGAUGCAUCACUGCAGGGGAAUGUAAUAAAGCAGGCCUUACAGCUAUGAUUACACUUUUCUUUUACAUCUUCCAACACUACUUUAUUGACAUAGCUGACCAUAAGGAGCCCCUUUUAAAAGACAGACCCGAAAGCAGCCUGUUUACCAUCCCCCUUGUAGUGAUUUGUAGCUUGCUAUCCUGUGAGCGUCAUCCUUUCUAUAUGCAAUACACCGACCUGAACUGUAAAAAAAUAAAUAAAUCAUAUUACAAUAAAAUAAGGUUUCUAUAGGUUUUUUUUUUUUUUUUUUAAUACAUUUUAUAUGCAGGCUUACCUGUAACUAAAUGAGCUUUGAGAAUGCAAGGCAUUGAGAUAAAUAUGUGAAUCUGUGUUAAGUGAGACUGUUUUCCCUAAAAUGUUUUGAAUAUAAAUGUUCUUCUGUUUUCUAACUGGAAAGGGGGUUCUUUCUUUCUUUGCAUGGUUGUCUGAAUUCAGUCCAGUACACCAGUGCUCUGAUUUAUGUGCCUUAUAUCUUUUUACAGAAGUGAUACAUUGUACUCUGUGUGGGGAAUGGGUAGAGAACAGGAGGUCUAUACUGCACUACUUGGUGAUGGUACACUGAGCAUACAAGGCAGCAUUCGUGUGCUCUAUUGUUAUACCAAAGAUAGCUUUCUCUAAGGGUUUGUUAUGUACUGUAAUAGGAUUGUAUGCCUGAAAUGUUAUGUCAUUUUUUUUGUUUGUAUUCUGAAAUGAUGUGAACUUAUUUUUCUAAACACUAUACUCAAUAAAACUUUAUAUUUAUACAUA